This is a messenger RNA of Schistocerca gregaria, 3650 nucleotides long. It is a transcript of the gene Mccc1, whose product is annotated as methylcrotonoyl-CoA carboxylase subunit alpha, mitochondrial. Gene Ontology annotation, cellular component: mitochondrion. Bases 186 to 2342 code for a protein of 718 amino acids. Lineage: Eukaryota; Metazoa; Arthropoda; Insecta; Orthoptera; Acrididae. The record is from RefSeq and is a predicted model, not a curated record. The transcript has 14 exons. Gene Ontology annotation, molecular function: methylcrotonoyl-CoA carboxylase activity; ATP binding; metal ion binding.
UCAGCGGAGAUGCGGCAUUGCGCCGUCGAUACAAUCUUUGCACAUUACAUUUUUGCAUUACGACUGUAACACGUGGUGAUGUUUACAAGUUGGUGGAAUGUUGACUUCUGUGUGAGUGACCUUGAAUGAUUGUGCGUGAUGUGGAGUAGUGAUUUGCCAGUGAGAUCUUAAUCAAGAACUUCAAAAUGUAUAAAAUUAACGUUUCGUUAGCGUGCUUAUUAUUCGGAAAAGCUCAUAUCAAAAAAGGUCUUAUCCACCAUCGGCAGAAAUGUUGCCACUACUCCUCUGGGCUCAACAAGCACAUAGAAAAAAUCCUCAUUGCAAAUCGUGGAGAAAUAGCUUGUCGUGUAAUGAGAACAGCAAAGAAGCUUGGUAUUAAAACUGUUGCAGUAUAUAGUGACGCAGAUGCUGCUGCUCUACAUGUCUCAAUGGCUGAUGAUGCUUAUAAUAUAGGACCAGCACCAUCACAAGAAAGCUAUCUUCGACAGGACAAAAUUAUACAGAUUGCAAAGUCUACUGGCUGUCAGGCAAUACAUCCUGGUUAUGGUUUUCUUUCUGAGAACACAGAAUUUGCAAAUCUCUGCCAAAAAUCAGAUAUCACAUUCAUAGGUCCACCAGCAACAGCUAUUCGUGACAUGGGAAUUAAAAGCACUUCAAAAUCUAUCAUGUCUGCUGCUGGAGUGCCAGUUGUUGAAGGCUACCAUGGGAAUGACCAGUCACUUGACAAGCUGCAAAAAGAAGCUGAACGUAUUGGUUUUCCAGUGAUGAUUAAAGCAGUUCGUGGUGGUGGAGGCAAGGGUAUGAGAAUUGCCUUUUCACCUAAUGAAUUUGAGUCAGAGCUUGAAUCUGCUAAAAGAGAAGCAAUGAAAUCAUUUGGUGAUGAGGCAAUGCUUUUGGAAAAAUUCAUCCAAGAACCAAGGCAUGUUGAAGUACAAAUUUUUGGAGAUAAACAUGGGAAUUAUGUUCAUCUUUUUGAGAGGGAUUGUAGUGUUCAAAGAAGACAUCAGAAGAUAAUUGAAGAAGCUCCCGCUCCUGGAAUCUCAGAUAUGCUUCGUAUGGAACUGGGUGCAGCAGCUGUUCGAGCAGCACAGGCCGUGGGUUAUGUUGGUGCUGGAACUGUAGAAUUCAUUCUUGACAGGCACAACCAUUCCUUUCAUUUCAUGGAAAUGAAUACUCGACUGCAAGUGGAGCAUCCUAUAACUGAAAUGAUAACUGACACCGAUCUUGUUGAAUGGCAGAUCAAGGUUGCUGGGGGAGAAGAAUUACCUCUUAAACAGGAUGAAAUUAAAUUAAAUGGUCACGCUUUUGAAGCUCGAAUUUAUGCUGAAAAUCCCAACAAUAACUUUUUACCGGGGGCAGGUCCAUUGCGUUAUUUAUCAACUCCUGUACCAGAAACAGAUGUACGUGUUGAAACAGGUGUACGUCAAGGAGAUGAAGUUUCUGUACACUAUGAUCCAAUGAUAGCAAAAUUAGUCGUUUGGGGAAAAAAUCGACGAGAGGCGCUCAUGAAGCUGCGUUCUCAGCUAUCAUCAUACUAUAUCGCAGGUCUUGACACGAAUGUGAACUUUCUUUUGGAUCUUUCAAAACAUGAAGCAUUUAUAGAUGGUCAAGUGCAUACUAAUUUCAUAGAAGAACAUCGAAACCAGUUGUUGACUGAUCAGAAUACAAUGCCUUCCGAUGAACUAAUUUUGCAGGCUUUCCUGGCUCAGUUACUCAAGGAAAAGGAGUUGGCAGUUAAAUCAGUGCGCAAUAGCAACAACCCAUUUGCAACUGAAGUGGGUUUUCGAUUAAAUCAUCUUUUGAAGCGCACUGAAAUCCUCAGUUGUCCAGGCAUUGAGAGUAUAGCAGCAGAUAUUACAUAUAACAGAGACAAAUCAUAUUUGAUUAAAAUAAAGGGAAAUGAAAAGGAAUAUACAAUAAAUGGGGAACUUACAAAGUCAGGAGAUUCAUUUGAUCUUUCUUGCUCAAUUGAUGGGCAUGUUAUAAAGUCCCAUAUUUUCUUCUGUGAGAGUGACAUAUACAUAUUUACAAAAGAUGGCAGUCAGAAGUUCAAUAUACCAUUGCCAAAAUACAUGAAAGAAUUAGAGGAAAUGAGUUCUGGAGUGAGUGGAAGCAAUGCUGCAACAGCUCCAAUGCCUGGAGUUAUAGAUAAAGUGUGGGUCUCGGAAGGACAGACAGUGGAAGUAGGACAGCCCUUAAUGAUUAUAAUUGCCAUGAAGAUGGAGUAUUCAGUACGUGCACCACUAGCAGGAAAAAUUGAAAAAGUUCUCUUCAAGCAAGGAGAUUCUGUUUCUAAGAAUGCAGUACUUGUCAAAUUUGAAGAAACUGAUUCUAAUGCUUGAUUGCUGUACAUCGUAUUAUCUCCGAAGUGCUGUGCCUGCCACAGCAGUGCUUUACAAGCUGUGUGGAUGAUGUGAUCUGAAACUGUAGCAGCUGCAUUGGAAAGCUUCAUCUAGCAGUCUGAAACUGUGUUAUCAAGAAGCACCCUACUGCUCCCCCAUACUGGGAUCACACUAAUGCAGCUGUGGUGUGACACGUUAUGUGUGCUCCUUGCCAUCUGGAAAUGAGAAAUAUAGUUUUAUCCUAGGACAUAAUUCUUUUAUGUAUAUACAAGUGAGUGAGUGAUUGAGAGAGAGAGAGAGAGAGAGAGAGAGAGAGAGAGAGAGAGAGAGAGAGAGAGAGAGAUAAUUUAGGCACUGUGAAUGAGCAUACUGAUUAAUGUGCCAAAUACAAAUUCAUGACAAGUAUCAUCUCAGGUUAAUCAAUCAAAUGAUCUGUGUAAGGUUCAAUGCAUUUAUUUAAACUGUAAGCUCACAUUCCUGCCUCUACGUUCAGUAGGUGGUGUUCGUUUUUUCCAGUUAAAUAUAUAUAUUCAUGUUUUUCUUUGUAAUUAUUUUCCUUCUCACUGAAAAUUCUUAGUACAAAAAGAUGGUAUAAAUGUAAAAAAAAAGGAAAAGAUUAUCUUGCUUUCCUGUAGAUGAGUAGUUGUUAGGUUAAAAAUUAAAAUAAUUAUUCAAUGUCUUGAGCUAUCAGUUAAAGUGAAAAUUUUUUAACAGUGUCAGAAGAAAUAACACACAGGAUUAAGAAAGUAUUAAGUUUCAAAGUUAAUAGUAACAAACAAAAAAAGUGUCAGAUGCUUCAAACAGAAAUAAUGGUUGAAACAAACAGCCCAAAUAAGUUCCUAAGAAAUUUUUUCUGACUCAGAGUUUCCAGUUAUUUUAUGUUUCACAUUCAUUGUGACUGUCUCUGUUUUUCUUCUUUGAAAGCUUUUGGAAGAGGGGUGCUUGAUUGUAAAACCCAGGAUGCAGCAUCUAUAUUUGUUUGGUUUUGCUAAAAUUUGAAAUAGUUGGUACCUGAAAAAAUAAUCAAUUGAAAAUUCGUGUGAUAAUAAUGUGACAUAAAAAGGUAACUUUGUUGCUAGCCAGUCUUCCAUAUUGUGACUAAAGAGCAUAUGCCAAACUGUUUAGCAGUUACAAUGAAAAUGUAUAUUUCACAGCUGCAUAUGUUAAAUCAUAUAGAUGGCUACCAAGUAAGAGAUGGGAUGUUCUAUUUCGCUAACAUGUUUUGGUAGAAAUUGUAACUAUUUUCAUAUUUUUUUUUAUACUGUUAAAAAUGUGAACUGGUCAAAUAAACAGUGAUAUCUUGUAUGA